CACCCCCAUCCCUCCCCUCCUUUUGUUGCGUUGAGGUGCGCCGCACAUACGAUCUCUCCCCGCGCGCGCACACACACAUACUCACACGCGCACACACAAACAUACACAGACACACGAACGCUCACUCCCAGACACAAACGCAUCCAUCCCACGCUGCGUGCGGCACACGAGAGGCUCUUCUCGCGGACGCGCGUCACCGGCUCUUCCGUCCUGCGCGCGCGCUCUCUUUUCCCGGGAUGUGAUGCGCCUCUCUGUCCUCGUCUCUCUAAUAACCGCCGCGAGCGGUGAAGACUGACGGAGCGGCGGCGGCUCGGCACCAUGCGCGCGCAGCCCCGGCGCGCGGAGCGGAGGCAGGCCGGACAGCGCGGACGGACGGCGCGAGCCGCGCAGCGCUCCUGAGCUCAUUACCGGACCCGAGACCGGAGCGCAAUCAUGCCGGUGCGGCGCGGUCAUGUGGCCCCGCAGAACACGUUCCUGGGGAUUAUCAUCCGCAAAUUCGAGGGUCAGAAUAAGAAAUUUGUGAUAGCGAAUGCACGAGUGCAAAACUGUGCCAUCAUCUUCUGCAAUGAAGCGUUCUGCGAGAUGACAGGCUUCUCGCGGCCGGACAUCAUGCAGAAGCCCUGCACGUGUGACUUCCUCCACGGUCAGCUGACCACGCGCCAUGCUGUGGCCCAGAUAGCCCAGGCCCUGCUGGGCUCAGAGGAGCGGAAAGUGGAGAUCACCUACCACCGAAAGGACGGUUCUGAUUUCCUGUGUAACACCCAUAUCAUCCCAGUGAAGAACGAGGAGGGCGUGGUCAUCAUGUUCAUACUCAGCUUCGACUAUGUCCUGGAGGAGGGCAGCAUGGAGUCUCUGGAACAUCUCAACCACACUUCACCAUCUAAACCCCAGAACAGAAAAGGCCGCUUUUUCCGUUUCCGCCUCCCUGUGCCGCUGAGCAUGCUGGGAGUCAGUAAGCAGUCUCUCCCGCAGGAGGAUCCGGAUGAGGUAACCGUGCACUCCCCCGAGCGGAUCGAGCCGCGCUCCUCCUGCUCAUCCUCUCUCUCGCUGUCACUCUCCCCUCACGAGCUCCGCCCACCCACUGCUGAAAGCUGCAGCCCCUCCUACGGCAACGACACCAGAGCUCUGAUUGGCCAGAGCCUGCUUGGCUCAUCCUCACCUGUCUCUGGACCGCAGGACCACUCUUCCCCACGAUCGCCGUGGGAGAGGACGGGGCCCCACGGGUCUGUGGGCACUCGGUCCGCCUCCGGAGGGCAGUCCCGCGGGAGCGUGUGCACACUGCGCAGAGCCUCAUCCACCCACGACCUGGAGGGCUUCAGCGCACAGGUGGAGAGGACGUACCGGGACCGGCACGCCAGCGAAGACAAUGGUCGUAAUAUUAAAGUAUCGCGCUCUUGGAUGGCUGGGGGGCCGUUUAACCAGAUCAAAUGCAGUCUUCUGGGCUCCACGUCCGACUCGAACCUCACUAAAUACAGCACCAUCAAUAAGAUCCCCCUCAUCACGCUCAACUUCUCCGAAACAAACAACGAAAAGCGUCCGCCGUCGCCCUCCUCCUCCGAGAAAACCAUCAUAGCACCAAAGGUCAAGGAUCGCACGCACAAUGUUACAGACAAGGUCACACAGGUGCUGUCGCUAGGCGCUGACGUGCUUCCAGAAUACAAGCUCCAAACGCCACGCAUCGACAAGUUCACCAUUCUGCACUACAGCCCCUUCAAGGCGGUGUGGGACUGGCUGAUCCUGCUGCUGGUGAUCUACACGGCCAUCUUCACGCCCUACAGCGCCGCCUUCUUGCUCAACGACAUGGAGGAGCAGAAGCGGCGCGAGUGCGGGUACUCCUGCAGCCCCCUCAACGUGGUGGACCUGAUCGUGGACAUCAUGUUCAUCGUGGACAUCCUCAUCAACUUCCGCACCACCUACGUCAACGCCAAUGAGGAGGUGGUCAGUCACCCGGCCAAAAUCGCAGUGCACUAUUUUAAAGGCUGGUUCCUCAUAGAUAUGGUGGCGGCCAUUCCCUUUGAUCUUCUCAUUUUUCGAUCAGGGUCGGAGGAGACCACGACUCUCAUUGGUUUGCUGAAGACAGCUCGGCUCCUGCGAUUGGUGCGCGUGGCUCGUAAACUGGACCGUUACUCAGAGUACGGUGCUGCGGUGCUCAUGCUGCUCAUGUGUAUCUUCGCGCUGAUCGCUCACUGGCUGGCCUGUAUCUGGUACGCCAUCGGUAACAUGGAGAAGUCCUAUCUGGAGCACACUAUCGGCUGGCUGGACAAUCUGGGCGUGUCCAUCGGGAAGCAGUACAACUGCAGCGACCCCUUCUCCGGCCCAUCGAUCAAAGACAAGUAUGUUACAGCGCUCUAUUUCACGUUCAGCAGUCUGACCAGCGUGGGCUUCGGAAACGUCUCCCCAAACACCAACUAUGAGAAGAUCUUCUCCAUCUGCGUCAUGCUCAUCGGCUCCCUGAUGUACGCCAGCAUUUUCGGGAACGUGUCGGCCAUCAUCCAGCGGCUGUACUCGGGAACAGCACGCUACCACCUGCAGAUGCUCCGGGUCAAAGAGUUCAUCCGCUUCCACCAGAUCCCCAACCCGCUCCGGCAGAGGCUGGAGGAGUACUUCCAGCACGCCUGGACCUACACCAACGGCAUCGACAUGAACAUGGUGUUGAAGGGUUUUCCAGAGUGUCUUCAGGCUGAUAUCUGCCUGCAUCUCAACCAGUCUUUGCUGCAGAGCUGCAAGGCCUUCCGCGGGGCCAGUAAAGGGUGUCUGCGGGCGCUGGCCAUGCGCUUUAAGACCACUCACGCCCCACCGGGUGAUACCUUGGUGCAUUCGGGGGACAUACUCACUGCCCUGUACUUCCUGGCUCGCGGAUCCAUAGAGAUCCUGAAGGACGACAUAGUAGUUGCAAUUUUAGGAAAGAACGACAUAUUUGGUGAGAUGGUCCAUCUUUAUGGCAAACCCGGGAAAGCCAACGCUGACGUGCGGGCGCUCAGCUACUGUGACCUCCACACCCUGGAAAGAGAGGAGCUGCUGGAGGUGAUGGACAUGUACCCAGAGUUCGCCGACUACUUCUGGUCUAACCUGGACCUCACCUUCAACCUGCGUGAUGAGAACACCAAGAGUACUGCCCGCCAGAGGAACCUGUACACUGCAGUGAGUGACUCAGACCAUGAGGAGCCAAACGGCAGACCUAAAUCCUGCUUUAGGACCAAGUCGUACACAGGCACUCCAAACCAACAGCGAGAGGUGGAGAGCGAAAGAGGUGGAGACACACACCCUCUCCAGCAGCAGGAGGAAGAGGUGGAGGAGGAGCAGGAGGACAGCGAGGAUGAGGAAGUGAAGGAGGAGAAGAUAAAAGGCGAGAAAAAGGAGGAUGCGAGGGAAGAGAAGAAGAACCUGGGAUUGGGGGUGCUGGGCCACUCCCUCAAUUUCAAUCUGAACACCUUUGACGACUCGCAUACUAAAGAGUGCGCUGGGAGCGCUGCUUUUUACAACGAUGUGUGUGCUGACGAAUGGCCUUGUGGGAACGUCGAUGACUCAGCACAAUCUCAGGACAGGGAGGGCGGGGCAGACUGCGAAAGUGACAUCACGUUCGGGGAAAUGGAGCAACGGCUGGACUUGCUGCAGGAACACCUGAACAGGCUGGAGGUGCAGAUGACGUCUGAUAUCCAGGCGAUCCUGCAGCUGCUGCAGAGGCAGAGUGCGCUGGGACCCCCGGCGUACAGCACUGUAGCCUCCAGCCCGGAAUACCACAAACCAGCCAUCAGAGUGCAGCCGGUCACUGCUAUACAGACACAGAGUUCUGAUUUAGAAAAGCCUGACGACAAAUCCAAAGACUCCACGCUCACUUCUGCCAUGGACACGAGCUCUGAUGUAAGUAUGGUGGCCCCAUUGGUGCGGGACUCGGAGUGGAAGGAGGAGCUCGGACUCGGGAAGCAGGGGGAAGACGAGCCCUCUGAUUCGCCGCACCGAAGAGCUCUCCAGCUGUCAAUCAGACAGGCUUCCCUCCCCGACUCGUCUCCUAGCAACGACGGAACACUGGGGCUCCGCAGGCCUCGCUCUGAUCCUGGACUUCCCGGGAAGUAGCUUUCAUCAUGUCAAUAAGCAGGAUUAUAAUGCAUUAUAACACAGAUAUUAAUUUAAUAAGAUCAUAGGUUAUAGGCCUGUCACAAUAAUUACAUUAUUGACUUAUCAUACAGUGUAGAGACAUCACCUCAAUAACUUCUGCUCAUUGUGUUUCAUUAAUGAGAAGAGCCAAUAAACAAAUGAAUAAGUUGGAUUACCAACUUUUUAGCUUUUUAAAAGCAGUAGCAUCUAUUUGAAAUAUUUCAGACACUGAAAUUGAAAUAUAUUUCAAUGCCAUUCUCUGAAACAUUUUUAAUAGGUAAAAGUUUAUUUCUGUAUAAAAAAUAAUGUAAUCCUGCAUCAUUAUAGCUUUUUUUUAGUAUUACAAUAAUAAUAAUAAUAAUAAUAAUACAAUUAUAAAAUGUAGUUCAAAAUGAUAUUCAUGCCCAGACAGGUUAACAAAACAUCAACAAAUUAAACCAACAAGCAAAAGAAGCUUAUAUGUAACUUAAAAGGCAAAAUUAGCAAAAUGAAUAAAGUACAGACUAAAAUUAAAAUCAUUAAAACAAACAAAACAAUAAAGAAAAAAGAAUAGCAAUUAAAUGUAAUAAAAUGCAAAUAGCAAAAAAAGGUUAGCUAAAAGAUAAUAAUAUUUAUAAAAGAAUACAGAUUAAUUUGAAAACCAUUUAACAGAAGUAUAAAAUGCCGAGUGGUCGAGCGAUCCACUAUGAUUGGGAGAUCACUGGUUCGAAUCCUGUUCAUGCAGCUUUCCGUCUGCUGCUGGAGCCCCGAGAGAGCACAAUUGGUGCCCUUGCUCUCACUCCAAAGAGUGAUGUGGAUCAGCAUUAGGCGUCUGUGAGCUGAUGUAUCAGAACCAAGUCGCUGCGCUUUCCUCCGAGUGCGCUGUGAUGCUACUCGGAAAUGCUGCAUCAGCAUUAAUGCUAAACUGGUUUGAUAUGGUCAUGUUUUUAGUAUUGUUAUAAAAUCACAAUUAUUACUAAUACAACACACUGCAGAACAAAAAAAGAUUAUCGUGACAGGCCUACAUGGUCAUGAAUGAACCAAGAACUGACUACAAGAUGACCUGAAGAUUAUUCAAUCCUGAUGAUUCCUCAGCCGUCUAUAGCCAGAGCUCUGCUCAGAGUCUUUCAUUUGUUCUAUUAUGUUGAAGCACAUCCUUGCCUUCAUAUGGAUUGUCAGAAAGCCUGGCUCGGCUGGGAAUAACAGGUUAAAGCAGGUGGAUCAGAUGGUUUGUAAUAUGUGUUAUGUGUGUUAAGUAAUUUCUGUUAUAAUGCAUUAUAAACAUGUCUUUAAACAGGAAAGGUAAAACUUUCUAUGAAUGUUCUAUUCAUAAUGCAUUAUUAAUACAUUUGCAAUGCAUAGUAUGGCAUACAUAAUAACUUAACCAAUGUCAAAAGCCUGUAUAAUAACUCAUAAGUACUUACAGAAACAUACAUAACACGUUAUGAAGUAUGAGCAUGUGACAUUAUAUUCAUUCAUGUAAACACAGGUUUAGUACGUUUUAAAUUACAGCUUAGAAUUAGAUUACACAGCUGUCUGAUUUUUAAAAUGAUAAAAUUAUGCUAACAUUAUAAAGCUUUUUACAAGGUAAAAAUAUGUAAAGGAAUUUUAACAGGAAAGGAUUUCCAUUAUACAACAUAAUGCCUAAAAAAGCAUCAUAAUGGCUCUUUAUUGGCUCAGUAAUAUAAUUAUAUUUAAAGAAUUGUUCAUUUAAAUAAAAAAUGUACUGACCUUAAACAAAGUGAAAAAGUCACAUCUUACAUUUACAAAAAAAGACAUACAUGUACACAUAUGUUUUUAUUAUGAGGUAUUAUGAAAUCUACCAGUACCAGUCAAAAGUUUGGACAUGUCUUAAAUUCAGUGUUUUUUCAUUAUUUUAAAAUUUGCUAGCUGCACUGUAGAUUAAUACUUAAGUCAUCCAAACUGUGUAGAAAAAAAAACAUAUGGAAUUAUUCAGUAAAUUAACAAGAAUGUAUGUUUUAUAUGUUAUAGAUUCUUCAAAGUAGCAUCUCUUGCUUAGAUGACAGCUUUGCACAUCUUCAGCUUUAUGAGGUAGCCAUACCUGGAAUGGUGAAAUGGUAAAGGUUUCAGGUCUCUUAAUGUGUUUGAGAGCAUCAGUUGUAAAGUUGUAAAGAGGUAGAGUUGGUGUAAAGUGAACAGACCAAAUUGAGUAAUGUUCUAAUCCAUAUUAUGGCAAGAACUACUCAACUAAGUAAAGAAAAAACAACCUAUUUAAGAAAUAAAGGUCAGUCAAUACGAAAAAAGUUUAAGUUACAGCCGUUACAAAGACUAUCAAAAGCGUUAUGAUGAAACUGGCACUCAUCAGGAUCGCCCCAGAAAAGGGGAGUUACCAGCCUCAGAAACCACAAGUUAACAGAGCCUCAGAUAAGUAUUGUGGUUUAUUUAACACAUUAAUAUUAAUACAUGAUUCCUUAAGUGUUCCUUCAUAGUCUGGAUGACUUCAGUAUUCAUUUAUAAUGCAGAUUGAUGGUGUACGUCACUUUAAGUACUAAUGAGUUAGUACACAAGCAUACAAGCUUAUGACCAUCAUUAUAAGGUGUUAUGUAUGCCAAAUAACGCAUUAAACAAUACAGAAUUCGUAGAAAGGAUUACCACAAGAAGAGCUACCCCAGGAUCACUGGGAGUCGUCUCUGAUUGAACACUGGAAACCAGCUCAGCUCAGCUCACGCUCGACUCAGGGUUUAAAGGAGUUUAAAGGUGAGGGAGGAGGUGGAGAGAGAGAGAAACUGAACUACUGUAUGCAAAGAACUAUAUAAAUAUAUAUAUAAUAUAUAUUAUCUUCCAAACAAUCUUAAUUUCCCACGUCAGCGAACACAGAUGUAAAAAAAAUCAAGAAUGCCGAAUGUAUUUCCCCAGUAUGAUAACAACACACGCUUCUAUACUGUGUAAAUAUAAUGAGUAUAAAUACAAAAUACAUCCUGGAUGGACCACAGCCAGAAAACAGGCGCACUGGACAUGCAACCGUAGCACCAGAGGAGAUGCAUGCUGGAAAGAAUGUGUUGUUUUUUUUUUGUCGCAUGUUUAUAUAUAUAUAUAUAUAAAAAAAGACUGGUCAUGCUGCUGUUCAGAUGACUCGGCAUGAUUUUCCUUUCUUGAAUAUCACUUUUAGUUUAAAGAAAAAGAAAAAUGAUAUUUAUAUUACUAUUCUCCUGGUAUUCAGGAGCAGGCUUUACUUGAACUGUAACUUUUAACCUAGGAAAAAAGGACUAUGGCAUCAUCUCAGAAUAUCAGAUUGAUCUUGUUUCUCCUUCUCUGACAUCGUUAUUAUAUCAUUAUUAAUGUCAUUAUUAAUCACGGGCUGUUUAUGCUAAACCACCCACCACAUCUGUACCCGCCUGUAGCCGGUCAACCCCCCUCGCGAGUAUUGCAAUAUUGUGCCUCAGUAUUGAGUGAAUUUGGUAGGAUUUUAUUGCUGCAUGUUGACUUUCGUUGUGUGUGUUUGAGGAACCCAGGCAUAUUCAUUUGGUUAUUUAUUAUUUUUAUUAUUUUAUUUAUUACCCUUUAAAUUGAGGAGGCUUACUGCGGAACAACCAUGGCUGUUAUAAGGUGUAAUAAGGUCUACUAGGAUGUAAUAGUCCCUACGCCACUACACAUUAAAAUAUAAAGGUGCUUCAAUGGGUUCUUUUUGCGUGAUGCCAACAAAGAACCAAAGAAUGUAAAAGCCCAGAAUAAUUCAGAAUGUUUUGGGAAAGCAUACUUUUUUCUGUUCAUUUUAUUGCAGACAGAAUGAACCCAAGAUUUAUUUAUAACUGCAUUUCAGACAUGCAACACAUUGCAAAAAAUCCCUGGGACCGCAAAUAAUUUUUUCUCACUUAAUCACUUAAAAGACAUUUGGCAAAAAGGAUAUUAAGCAACAUUCUUUAUUGAACUACAUCUUAAGGUUCUCCUUGUUUCAGAAUUGUACAAACAUACUCUAUUAGGGACAGGUCAGGACUACAGGCCAGUCCAGUUUGCUAACCCUCUUCUUUCAAAGCAAUGCAGCAUGUGGGUUUACAGUUUCCUCUGCUGAGAAGUGCUGGACAUGUUCAGGUAGCUGCACCAUUGAAAUAGCAAUCUGCCAGACAAAACCUGGCUCUUAAAGGGAUGUGUUGAUUGCUUUUUGAUGUUAUGCCCAAAACACACACAUGAUUAAUUAAGAGAAUUAGUUACAUGCCUUUUGCUUGUUUCGAGCCACUCAGUGCAUACUUUCCCCGUCGUUAUGAUAGCAAAGACACAUUGGCAUGUCCUAAACCAAGCUGCAUGAUGCGUAGCUAUAGUCUACUUGAAUAGAGCCCUCUUUCAUGUCUUGUAUGAAUACUGUUUUUGUACCAAAACCACAGUUUUUACCAUAUUACUAGCCCUAAAUUGCCUGCCUGUAAUGCAGGAAUGGAUGCAUAUAAAAAAACUGAAGUGGAACAGAUAAGACAUGAAAUAUCUUAAGUAAAUGUAAGAAAAAACUUAUUUUUUUCUAUUUUUUGAGUGGGUUGUGUUUUAAAGUUUAAAUAUGUGGAUUUUAAGUAUCUUUACUGAUAAAUAUAAAAUAUCUCUUCACACAUUCAUCUUUGCCCAAAAUCCAUAUGUCUUGAAUGAAUACUGUUCUUGCACCAAAAUCCUUUUUUACCAUAUUACUAGCCCUAAAUUGCCCUGUCCCAAUUUUUUGUGGAAUGUGAAUGCAAGUCUGAAAAGUAGGGAUGGAUUUAUUAAUGUAAGGAAUUUUUUGUAUGUGUUGUAUGUGUUAAAGUUUUAAAUAUAUGGAUUUUUUCUCAAUCAACUUGAUAAAAAUAGUCUUUUAAACGUUUGUAAGGUGGAUAUUUAAUAGCGUGGCAUCAAUCAAAAGAACCCUUUUCAGCACCUUUCUAAUAGAACAGUAAUUUGGUUAUUAAAUAUCAGUGAAUAUUCUUUUUAAACCCCCUAGUUUUUUUUCCCUCUUUUUUUUUUAAGCACCAGGGUUGUACACUGUACACUCUUUCUGUUAUAGAACUGUGAUGAUCAUGAUGUCAGUUAUGUUAGCUGUAUUAUUAUAUGCAUAUUUAUUUAAAGGUACAGAAACAAGUAUUUGGGUUCAGUGGGACGAGGAAGAAUGGGAUUAUUCUUAUGUAGAGUUAUGUAGAGUAACUCUGCUUUCCAGGUGGGUGUUUCCCCUGGACCUGUGUAAUGACCAACCUGGGAUUAUUUGGUUAGGCACUGGUUGGAACCAGAUUCACCCCUAUUAGUUUCUGUUGAGGAGAAUUGAUUGCCUUGGAUGUCUUUAUAGAACUUUAUCAUAGAGCUAGAAUUCUAGAAUCAACACUGCCGCCCUCAAUAUAAUGGCCCGUCUCCUCAUUAGCCUGUGUUUAUGCAUCUACAGAGUAUAUCCACUGUAACGGCUCAGCACACCUCCUGAUUCAUUACUAAUUAUAUAACACUGAUAAGUACAGCAGAAUUGCAUGUUUUAACCAAAGUUAGUCCCUUUAUUUGUAUCUCAUUAGUUGACGUGCUUCAGAAGCGAAAAUGUACCACAAUGAAUGAAUGUCUUCCGGGGGGCGGGGUCUUCAGGUCUUCAGUGUAUUCUCAUGUGCAUGUUUAUCCAGGGACCACCCACUAUAGAAAGGUUGAAGAAGAAAAAAAACAAGAAGAAGAAGAAGAAGGUUGCUGAGGUAGUUUAGAUUACUGUUGUUGCAAGAAAUACCAGAAGCUCUCAGUAUAUCUUAUACAGCUUUCUAGGAGAAGAGCACGUGAGCUUCCCAGCGAUAUUUUAACAGAUAAGAAGAAGAUUUAGCUUCUAUAAAUAAAGGCUUUAAGGAUUUUUUUUUUACCUAGAGUUCAAAAAGUGGAAACAGUGUGCAUUUAAAAAGGUACUACAUAAACGCAAACAUGGGAAAUCUCACUUUAGAAGCUUAACUUUACCCCUGCACUAAGCAUAACGCAGACUGUUUCCUUUACCAUCAUUUUCUGCAUUUUGUAACGGCAAUGUGUGUUGCAUGUGUUGGUGAAUAUACAGUCCAUGCAGCAUAUUAUGACCACCUCUUUCCAAUACUUUCAGCUCAACUGAGCCUAUAAGACAUUUUGUAGUUCUAGUAUGAUAACAGACUGUAGUUGUUGUAGUUGUAUCUGUUUUACUGCAUACUUUAUUUAUUAUACUCCUUUUUAUCCUGCUCUUUAAUGACCAGGACCCUGCAAGACCACCACAGAGCAUAUAUUACUUGGGCGGUGGACCACAGCAGUGCUGCUGGAGUUUUUAAACAAUUCAGUGUUAUUGUUAAACUGAGAAUAGUCCACCAACCAGAAAUAUCCAGCAAUAAGUGUCCUAUGGGCAGCAUUCUGUGGUCACUGAUUAAGGACGUUCUAGAUAAUUACUAUAUUCAUAACACAAAGAAUGUGCAGCAAACAGAUUCAGAGCUACUGCCUCUGACUUUACAUCUAUACAACCCUGUGUUCACGCUAGAAUGCGACGAGUCGCUCGUGUCGCCCCGUGUUUGGGGCUUGUGGGCGUGUCAUGGUCCAGCAUUUGACAAGAAAAAAAUGCACAAAAAAAGUUUUUUGCUUCAACGGCCCUGAAAAAAAAAACAUCAUUUAUUAAAUGUGUGUUUGUACUUAGUAUGUAUUUGAUACCUAAAUUAAGAUAUAACUAAAAUGGUUAAAAUAAAAUUGAUGUUAAUAAGACAUGGUGAAUGUUCUUUUUUUAUAUAACAUUCACCAUUAAGUCAUUUUAGUCCUGUUUGAAAAAUAUACAUUUUGAAAGGAAAUUAGGGCAUAAAUAUGAGAAAUAAAUAUAAGGAAUCACUUGGCCACUUUAUUCUGCAGCUGUGACUCCCGAGCGUGAUAGACUUUCUUUAGUUUCUGUGAUUUACCUGCGCUGGAAAUGUAGCUAUUUCCAUGUUUUCCCAAGCGUAUCCAUGUUUUCUCUACAAUGGUAGGAACGAAAUGCGAAAGGAACCAAAAGUUCAGAGAGCAGAAUCCUGAGGACUUCGGACUGCCUUGUAAAUGAUAGGUCCACAGAAAUGCUAGUAGCCAAUCGGAUUAGAAUGUCGCUUCACAGUGUCAUAAUUAAUUUGUGUAAAACUGAGAAAAUUUUAAAUCCGUGUCGCUUGGCGCUUCUUGCGACAACAAAUUGCGCCCUGCUAUAGGAAAUGUGAGUGUUUAAAAACUCCAGCAGCACUGCUGUGUCAAAACCACUCACUGUAGCAGCACAACACACCAACACCAUGUCAAUCAGUGUAACUGCAGUGCUGAGAAUGACCUAUGGUGGUCUCUCCUGUAGGGUCCUGACUAUUAAAGAACAGAGUGAAGGGUGGAUAAUAAAAUAUGCAGGGAAACAGAUACAGAACUGCAAAGUUUCCUAUAUGAAUGUAGGAACAAAAAGGUGGUGAUAAUAUUAUGUUUGGACUUUGUAUAUCUGGGCGUAUUUGAAUUCGAGUUCCACAUGGUUCAUCUCCAUCUUUUAAUAAGCUACCAGUAAAGAAGACGCAGUAUGUUGUUUAUGAGGCCUGAGCCCGCAUGUGUCAAUCAUCUCGAAAGCAUAGGAUCAGGACGUUCUAGUCAAAAACUGAUCCCGGAUCCACAUUUCGAGCAGUUUGUUUUGAUGCAUGCGGCCUCAGAACUGAGCUCAGUGCCAGUUGUUGAAUGUGACACAGCAAGAGUGUGAUACUAUACAAUUUGCAACCUUUUGCACAAGCACUGCAAAACUUUCUGUACAGUGUCACUUUUUAAAUCUAGUGCUGUUCACAAAUAAAAAUUGUUUUUAAUGCAUUUUUUAAAUGUUUGCCACUGUAUUUUAUACAACGCAACACACACCACAUCAGAUUAGAAUGUUUCCUUCUCUCGUAUAUAAGCAGUAUAUUGCUGUGUAUUAUAUAAAUAUAUGUAUAUGAAACUGUAUAUUGUGAAUACUAACAGAGUUGAUAAUAAAAAAAAUAAGACACAGUUAUGUAGAUGAAUAAAACAACCGAAUGCCUA
Molecule: messenger RNA, 12009 nt
Organism: Astyanax mexicanus (Mexican tetra)
Lineage: Eukaryota; Metazoa; Chordata; Actinopteri; Characiformes; Acestrorhamphidae
Gene: kcnh7a
Product: potassium channel, voltage gated eag related subfamily H, member 7
Exons: 17
Coding region: 433-4074 (1213 amino acids)
Biological process (GO): regulation of heart rate by cardiac conduction; potassium ion transmembrane transport; membrane repolarization during action potential
Cellular component (GO): membrane
Molecular function (GO): inward rectifier potassium channel activity
Source: RefSeq, a predicted model, not a curated record